GGCGAAAUUUAGACGAGUCGUAGGAAAUAUAAACAUCGGCACGUGGUGAAGUGUUUUCCCGGGGAAAGUGAGGAAAAUCGUGGAAUGGGUGAUAAAAUACUGCUCGAUUCCCGCGGAGGAGGUGAUGGCUAUGACUUGGCGGAGUCGGACGAUGAGUACGGUGCGAGAGAGAAACAGCUGCUGAAGAAAUACCGCGAUGCUCAAGCGUCAGCUUCUGAGAGUGAAGAGGAGGGCGUUUUUGGCCUGCCCGAGGAUGAUUCCAUGGAGGAUGACUCUGACUUUGAGGACAAGACGCGGGCGGAGAAGUUCGAGGCGGACAGUGAUGUCAUGUCUGAGGAGGAUGACGAUAUUCCGGACGACAGAGCGUGGGGCAAGAAGAAGAGCACAUUCUACAACACAGACUUCGUGGACCAGGAUUAUGACACGUACACGGCCAGGGAGGAGGAAUUGGCGCUGCUGGAGGAGCAGGAGACCAGAAAGCUUCAGCAGCGUCUGACGAAACAGCUGAGCGAUGCCCAAUUCUCACUGGAUGUGUUCCUGGGCAGCGACAAAGAAGCUCAAAAGAAGGAUGACGCUGACGCUGGUCCCUCGAAGCAUCAGGAGCUCGUCCAGUUCAAGAAGGAGUCCCCAGAAUUCGAUGCUCUGGUUGAUGAGUUGCUUGGCAAGCUGGACGAGAGUGCGAACAUCAUGCAGCCUUUCCUGGACGAGCUGAAGAGUCAGAAUCUGACGGUUUUGCCCAUAUUUGAGUUCAUCGACACGAGGAACAAGUUGUCUCUUCACUACGCCACAAAUCUCAGUUUCUAUCUCAUGCUGAAACACAAGAGAGUGUCGGUGAAGAAUCAUCCGGUGAUGAAGAGAAUCGCUCAGUUCCGGGAACUUCUGCAGCAACUGGAGGAAAAAUACCAGGACGAGGCACAGACAGCGAUGGAGAAAGUGCUGCUGGAUAUUAGAUCUGGCAAGAUUGUGGCGCCGCCAAGGGUUCAGGAAGCGGAGAAACCCAGGAAAAUGCUUGGUAUUCUGAAGAAAAUCCCUGAGAAGGUGAAGGAAGUUCAGGUAUCCGAAGAAGAAGACGCAGUUUCUGCCUCUGAAGAGGAGCAACCCGAUGAAGAAGAAGAAGAUGAUACCGAUAAGCGAGCCAUUACUUAUCAAAUGUCUAAGAACAAGGGCUUGAUUCCGCACAGAAAGAAGGAACUGCGAAAUCCUCGAGUGAAGCAUCGUCUCAAGUACAAGAAAGCCCUGGUCAGACGCAAGGGCGCCGUCAGGACGGUGCGCAAAGAGGAGAAGCGCUACACAGGCGAGCAUUCGGGUAUCAAAGCAACUGUCCGGAAGUCUAUCAAGAUCCGAUAAGUGUUAUUUCAAUAAACUCUGUGACAUUAUUGGCCGUUUUUGGUGCUCUUCUGCUGCACUGAGCGCGGAAUGAAGGCCAUCCGUGGCCGCAUCUCGCCCGGAUGGAGAAGGCG
Messenger RNA from Phlebotomus argentipes, 1460 nucleotides. It is a transcript of the gene Sas10, whose product is annotated as something about silencing protein 10. Gene Ontology annotation, cellular component: small-subunit processome; nucleolus. The coding region runs from base 85 to 1347 and encodes 420 amino acids. The transcript has a single exon. Lineage: Eukaryota; Metazoa; Arthropoda; Insecta; Diptera; Psychodidae. The record is from RefSeq and is a predicted model, not a curated record. Gene Ontology annotation, biological process: maturation of SSU-rRNA from tricistronic rRNA transcript (SSU-rRNA, 5.8S rRNA, LSU-rRNA).